This is a messenger RNA of Manacus vitellinus (golden-collared manakin), 5940 nucleotides long. It is a transcript of the gene EDEM3, whose product is annotated as ER degradation enhancing alpha-mannosidase like protein 3. Gene Ontology annotation, biological process: endoplasmic reticulum mannose trimming; carbohydrate metabolic process; mannose trimming involved in glycoprotein ERAD pathway. Gene Ontology annotation, cellular component: endoplasmic reticulum; membrane. The record is from RefSeq and is a predicted model, not a curated record. Lineage: Eukaryota; Metazoa; Chordata; Aves; Passeriformes; Pipridae. Gene Ontology annotation, molecular function: mannosyl-oligosaccharide 1,2-alpha-mannosidase activity; calcium ion binding.
AUGGCCCCCAGCGCACCGCCGCCCUGCCGCGCCGGGGAGCGGGCGCGCCGCUGCAGGGCCCUGGAGGCUCCUGGCCCUGGCCUGCUCUCCGCCUCCUCCGUGUGUGCGGCCGCCCCGGGCGCCGGGGAGAGCAGGAGGAGGAAGCGCCGGCUGGGAAAUCAAGUGCUUGAAAUGUUUGAUCAUGCAUAUAGCAAUUAUAUGGAACACGCGUAUCCCGCUGAUGAACUCAUGCCUUUAACGUGUCGUGGUCGAGUCCGGGGUCAGGAACCGAGUCGAGGGGACGUGGAUGAUGCCUUGGGAAAGUUUUCACUGACCUUGAUUGAUACCUUGGACACUCUUGUGGUGUUAAAUAAAACCAAAGAGUUUGAAGAGGCUGUAAAAAAAGUAAUAACGGAUGUUAAUUUAGAUAAUGACAUCGUUGUGUCUGUCUUUGAAACCAACAUAAGAGUCCUUGGAGGUCUCCUAGGUGGGCAUUCAGUGGCAAUUAUGCUGAAAGAAAAAGGUGAAUAUAUGCAGUGGUACAACGGUGAACUCCUGCACAUGGCAAAGGAGCUGGGCUACAAGCUUUUACCUGCCUUCAACACCACUAGUGGUCUCCCUUACCCAAGGGUUAACUUAAAAUUUGGUGUAAGACAUCCAGAAGCACGAACAGGAACAGAAACUGAUACCUGUACAGCUUGUGCUGGUACCUUGAUCCUUGAGUUUGCAGCUUUAAGCAGAUUCACAGGAACAUCUAUAUUUGAGGAAUAUGCCCGGAAAGCUCUUGAUUUUAUCUGGGAGAAGAGGCAGCGCAGCAGCAACUUAGUGGGUGUCACUAUCAACAUUCACACUGGAGACUGGGUCCGAAAAGAUAGUGGAGUUGGAGCAGGAAUAGAUUCCUAUUAUGAAUAUUUAUUAAAAGCCUAUGUCUUGCUGGGAGAUGACAGUUUCCUGGAAAGGUUUAACACGCACUACGAUGCCAUAAUGAGAUACAUCAGCCAACCACCUCUUCUUCUUGAUGUUCAUAUUCAUAAACCCAUGCUAAAUGCUCGCACCUGGAUGGAUUCUUUGCUGGCUUUCUUCCCUGGUUUGCAGGUGUUGAAGGGCGAUAUUAGACCUGCAAUUGAAACUCAUGAGAUGCUUUAUCAGGUUAUAAAAAAGCAUAACUUUCUUCCAGAGGCAUUCACAACAGACUUCAGAGUUCACUGGGCUCAGCAUCCUCUAAGGCCUGAAUUUGCUGAAAGCACUUACUUCUUGUAUAAGGCUACGGGAGACCCUUACUAUCUAGAAGUAGGAAAAACCCUCAUUGAGAACUUGAACAAGUAUGCCAGAGUUCCUUGUGGGUUUGCUGCAAUGAAGGAUGUCCGCACGGGAAGUCAUGAAGACAGAAUGGACUCGUUCUUUCUGGCUGAGAUGUUUAAAUACCUGUACCUGCUGUUUGCUGACAAGGAAGACAUGAUUUUCGACAUAGAAGAUUAUAUCUUCACUACAGAAGCUCAUCUAUUGCCACUUUGGCUCUCCACCACAAACCAAACCAUCUCCAAAAAAAACACAACCACAGAGUACACAGAGCUGGACGACAGCAACUUUGACUGGACCUGUCCCAACACCCAGAUUCUUUUCCCGAAUGACCCGAUGUUUGCUCAGAGCAUUCGUGAACCUCUGAAAAACGUGGUGGACAAGAGCUGUCCCAGGGGGAUUUCCAGAGUAGAAGAGAGUUUGGGAAGUGGACCAAAACCACCGUUGAGAGCCAGAGAUUUCAUGGCCAGUAAUCCUGAGCACUUGGAGAUACUGAAGAAGAUGGGAGUCAGUUUGAUCCAUCUGAAAGAUGGACGGGUGCAAUUAGUGCAGCAUGCAGUGCAAGCAGCAAGUUCCCUGGAUGCUGAGGAUGGCUUACGGUUCAUGCAGGAGAUGAUUGAACUCUCCAGUCAGCAGCAGAAAGAGCAGCAGCUCCCUCCUCGUGCUGUUCAGAUUGUUUCCCAUCCCUUCUUUGGCAGGGUGGUCUUGACUGCUGGGCCAGCACAAUUUGGGAUGGACUUAUCCAAACACAAAGCAGGGACAAGAGGAUUUGUUGCAACCAUUAAGCCAUAUAAUGGAUGCUCAGAGAUCACUAAUCCUGAGGCAGUGAAAGAGAAAAUUGCUCUGAUGCAGAGAGGCCAAUGUAUGUUUGCUGAAAAAGCACGAAACAUUCAGAAAGCUGGAGCCAUAGGAGGCAUUGUUAUUGAUGACAAUGAGGGCAGCAGCAGUGACACAGCUCCUCUCUUCCAAAUGGCUGGGGAUGGAAAGAAUACAGAUGAUAUCACAAUUCCCAUGCUCUUCCUCUUCAACAAGGAAGGAAACAUUAUCCUGGAUGCAAUCCGGGAGUACGAGGCUGUGGAGGUGCUCCUGUCUGAUAAAGCAAAAGACAGAGACUUGGAAAUGGAGAAUAUGGACCAGAAAUUAACUGAAAACGAUUCACAUAAGCAGAAUGCAGAGGAAGCUGCUUCAGGAUCUCAGGAUGUUGGUGCAGCCAGUGAGGAGCCCGAGGAAGGAGGAGAGAGCUCAGAUGUUGCUGACCCUGGUUCUUUAUCUCCUGCUAACGCAGACAGUGCCAGUGUUCCCAUUUCACAUCAGGAUUCCUACGUCCCUGGGACCGAGGAGGCCGGUGCUCCAGAGCCAGCAUGUACAUCAGGGGAUAACCAGCCUCAGGAACAACAGACUGAGACAGAGUCAAAUUCCAAAGUUAACUGGGAUAAUAAAGUCACACCUAUGGAAUCCAUAUUAGCAGACUGGAAUGAAGAUAUAGAAGCAUUUGAAAUGAUGGAAAAGGAUGAGCUAUGACUUGUAAUAGUAACUUAUUUGUUAAUAAACAAAUGGAGACCUCUUUGGGUAGGAGUGAGGCCCUGAUAUCCAAGCAAACAUAUUCAGUAUUGUGAUGAGCAGCCAGGUGUUUCCUGGGGAACACCACAGAGACCCCACACGUGCUUUGUAUCUUUUAAUUCCUCCUGGUUCAAAAUGGGAGCGUGCAAUCCAAGCCUUGGUGUGGCCCCACGGCUGGGGCUGGAGCCCAGGCAGGGAAGGAGCCCCAUUCCUGCCUUCCAGGCUCCGGGAGGACACGCUCCCCUGGGCCCUGGGAAGCAGAAGCUGAGCAGGGGGGUGACAAACCAGCACCGGUUAUUGACGGCGGCACUGGGAGCUCCCCCGGUGUCCUGCUGGACCCUUCCCCAGCUGGAAUCCUGGGCAACAGCAGCAGGGGAAAUGGUUCCCAGUUGUCGUGUCUUUAAGGCAGAGCUGGGAGCAGUGUGGUUUUGUCCUGACAUAUCAGACCCAGCAGUGUUGCUCAUCACCCCAUCCCACGAUGCCGUGGGAGCUUUCCCUCCUGCUCCCAUCCAAACCAAAGGCACUGUGUGAGCAGGUUCCACCAGGAACACUGAGCCAGCCGUGGGGCCCACCAGGAAAAGGUGAGGGAAGGUCAUGCUUGAGGCUGAGGUAAAGUGGACAAGGCAGGUGUUGAGUCCCAGGUAUUUCCUUUGGCCUCCCAGGUUGAAAGACUCCAGUCUGCCCUGAGAUACAGAAUUGAAAUGGAGAGGACACAGAGCUACAUCAGCUGUAACAAAUCCUUCCUUUUUCUACAAGUUUGACUUCUAACAGCUUGACUUUGUUGUCGUUCUUUUUAUAUGCAACUUCUGUAUGUGUGAUAUUUAAGGCAGGGAGGCCAAUGCCAGUAGGGAAGUGCAACAGUUUGGGCUGUUGGGUCGAUAGUUCAGAGCCCAGGGAUGUUACUCUGGGCUCUGGAGUUUGUUACAGGUAAGUGUGAGUCCUAAUUUGUUAUCCCCAUUGUGAAAAACUAUUUAAAUAAAAAUGGGGAAGUUUAAACAACGUAGAGACAUUUUGACUGUGUCCAAAGAAACUGCCAAAAACUAAUUAACUUGAUUUAUAUAAACUGCUUUUAGUGAAUUGUGGUUUAAGGAAUUGUUUUAUAUUAAAGAUUAAAUGAACACUGCCUAUAUGCUGCACCAGGCUAAAAAUGAAGGGUUACAUUUGUGGUUACGAUGGAAUAAACAGAAAAGAAAGCCCCACUCUGAACUGCACCUUUGAUUUAGCUGGUGAAAUUAUAUGUGCUGAAUAUGCAACUGUUAAUUAGCACAGCCAUACUGUAUGUAUUUAUACUCCUGUACAGUGAGCAGAGCAAUCCCAGGCAAUGUUGUAUCCAUGUAUCCAAGCCACACUUGCUUUCAAGAGUCUCACAAUGCACAGGCACCUUCUGAGAGCAUGGCAGUCCAUCCAGGGACAUCCAUAACUUCACGUCUCUAGGGUAGGAGGGAGCUGAGGAAGAUGAGUGAAAAAGUGUCCUUUGAAAUUUUAAAUGUAGUUCUAAUUCCUUUGCACAAAUAACUGGAGGUUUGGACUGGAGAGCAGGGCUUAAAGCAGCUGGGGUUUUCAGUUGGGAAUGUUUUUAUUUAUGCUUUUAGUUACACGAGUUUCUUCACGUGAAGCAUUUGACCAUGGGAGCCUUGUAAGUGUCCUUGGUUCCCUGGAGCCCUGGAAGUGCCCGGGCUUGAAGGGACCUGACCAGGACCAAACCCUUCAGGGUGCAGAUCAAACGUUUUCCCUCGGAUAAUUCCUUUGAUCUGUCAGUGCUCAGUGCCACAAAGGAGCAUUUCUGUUCCCAUGCUCUUUGACAUGGACAUCAUCUUCAUUCUUGUAGCUCUUUUGGUGACAAUAGUUAUUUUUAUAUCUCAGAGGCCUCUGGUCGUUACUGUGUCAAUACAGCAGCUCAAGCUUUUCUUUUUUUACUUGCAGAUUUAGGUGUAGUGUCAAAUUUUAUGAAAACAUUAACUUCCUUUGCCAUCACCAGCUCCUUUUUAUUUAACUGCUUUCUCUGCACCUAUUGCUAAAGCAGCAGAUGUUACCUUGUAAGGGAUUUCCAGUGAUCCCAGAACUCCGGGUGGAUUUGACGCAGCGUUUUGGUGGUGGCCUACCUCAGAUAACUGUUGCCUCCUUCCUUUGGGUUGGUGUUUUUCUUGUUUCAGUUAGUUCUACUUUCCCUUUGAAACCAUCAUGAGAGCCAUAGCUUUGUUUACAGAACUGAAUCAGGGAAGGUUGACCUUUUGGGAAAGAGGAUUAAAUUGGGGAAGAGUUUUAUUCAGGUUAUUUUCACUUUGUAUUUCCUUACGAGGACAUAGGCUUUAGUUUAACCUGUUCAUAUCAGCCUGGAAAUAAGUCAGUUUUCUGUUACUGUCAUCUUAAAAAGCAAAAAGAAUGUAUUUAUCAAAAAAAAAAAACCCUUUUGGAGAAAGGAGUGAGUGUUCUUCCCAAAUUCUUGGAAGGCUGCUCCCUUCGUAAGGAAUGUUGCUCGUACAUUAAUCAGUAACUGCCCUUCCUUGUGUAUAGCAUUGUACAUUUACUUGUAUGGGAUUGAACACUGAAGAAUUCAGGAAUCACAGCUGAAACUAGCACUUAUUCCAUGCCAUGUAAUUCAGAUCAGCCAAUUAAUUUCUUAUUUGAUCUUAAAGGAAUCUUAAUUGUUUACAUUUAUUGUUUCUUAAUGAAGUUUCAGAAUGAGCCCAGCUUUGGUUCUCCUCCUCCUGCCAGUGUACCUGAACAGACACCAGUAAGGGUGUGUUGAGAGGCUGAAAACAGGACAUCUUAUGCAACAGGCAUCAGUCAGAACAUAGAAAACAAACCAUUCUGUGAAUGAAAUAUUGUAUGUUCAGAUUUUAUAAGAUUUCAGUUUCAUUUUUUUAGCCAGCCCAAUUUACAGCCGUAUAUUUUCUUAUGAAAGAUGUCUAAUAACAGGUGCUGUAACACUAUUGUUGGGUUUUACUCUCUGGUGAUAUGUGUAUACAAUAUUUCUAAGGGCAACUAUGUACUGUGAUGUAAAAGUCUGGGCUAAAAUGUAUAUAAUCCGUGUACAUAAUUGUGUACUUGAUUAUAACUGCUGAUUGUAAAGAUUUAAUAAAAUGUAAAUAUUCUGGUCAA